CUAGUCGGCCAUUUUGAACAUUCUCAUUUCGCCUUUGGCCUUUCGCAGUUUGGUGGUCGUGUUGGUUGAAGCUUUGAGUAUCGUGGCGUGUGGAGUUUUUAUCAAUUUUUAUUUUUUUUCGCCAUUAGUUUUUAAGUAAUAUUUUCUUUCUCGAUUGUAAUGCAUAAAUGUGAUAAAUAUGUACGCGUAUUGUGUUAAUAUUAACGUUUUUAGUGUAAUUAGUCAAUUGUAAUCGUUCAUUAUGUGCGGGUUUUCGUGAUAUUUCGUAUAACUGAAACUAGUUGUCCGACGAUGGAGCUGAAAUUGCAUAGCCCUGUCGGGGCUGAACCUGUUGUUUAUCAUUGGCCAUUGGUCAUUGGAAGAGGAUCUGAUAAACACGAUGGUGUGUUGGAAAUCGUCGAAACUAUGAGAUGGGUAUGCGAAGACUUCCCCGACUUGAAACUGCCACUAGAAAACAACAUUUUGAACAACUACGAUACGAAAAGCUACGAGAGUAUGAAGUCACUAUGCGAUAGAUUCAAUCGAGCCAUCGAUAGUAUGCUGCAGAUGUCGAAAGGCACGUCGUUACAAAGGCUAAGCAAACAUCCGUCGCGAGGAUUACUCAGACAUAUUCUGGCGCAAGUUUACAACUCAGCAGUCACCGAUCCUGAUAGAUUGAAUCAAUACGAGCCCUUUUCGCCGGAGGUGUACGGAGAAACGUCGUACGAUUUGAUCUGCCAGAUGAUCGACCAGAUAAACAUCACCAAAGAAGACGUGUUCAUCGAUUUAGGAUCGGGCGUAGGUCAGGUGGUACUUCAAAUGGCAGCAGCUACGCCCUGUAAAUUUUGCUGGGGUGUUGAGAAAGCAGAUAUUCCAUCGAGAUACGCCGAAGAUAUGAAUGUGAAUUUCAAGAAAUGGAUGGGAUGGUACGGUAAAGUGCACGGCGAAUAUAAGCUAAUGAAAGGCGAUUUUUUCGAACCCGAGCACCGAGAUAAGAUCACCAACGCUACGAUCGUAUUCGUGAAUAAUUUUGCAUUUGGGCCUACGGUUGAUCACAUGUUGAAGGAGAGGUUCGCCGAUUUGAAAGAUGGCGCCAGGAUUGUAUCGUCUAAAUCGUUCUGCCCGUUGAAUUUCCGAAUAACCGAUCGUAAUCUGAGCGAUAUCGGUACAAUUAUGCACGUGACGGAAAUGGCUCCGUUGAAAGGAUCCGUCUCGUGGACUGGCAAACCGGUAUCGUACUAUUUGCAUGUCAUCGAUCGCACAAAGCUUGAACGGUAUUUCCAAAAAUGCAAGAAUCCCAGAACGAAGGUGAACGGAAUCCUGAACGGUAAGACGGGAGUAAGCAACGGAGUACACGUCGAAGGCGGCGGCAGAACUACACGUGAACGUACUCGAAGGCAGCAGCAACGUUUGCAGCAGCAGCAGCAACAACAACAACAGCAGCAAGAGGCUCAACAACUAGAUCAAAACGGCCAGUCACCUACUGAGAGUCCGCCGGACGAAGAAGGAGGCGAUCAGCAAUCGGCCCAGCAACAGCAGCAGCCAUCGCAGAAUGCUCCUGCCAAUGCUAACAACUCGAUCGGAAGCGAUAGCAAUAACAACACUCAUAACAGUAAUAACAAUAGUAUCUCUGGAGGGUUCACUUCGACCAGCGAAGACUCUGAGAACGACUCGUCAUCGGAAAACGAGUCCACGCCGCCUCGCGUGACCACCAGACGAGCCUGGUCUGAUUAUUGCUCGAAUUCGAACUCGAUUCGAGGACGAUCUAGUCAUUCGGAAGAGGAUAGUUGUAAUCCAAGAAAAGCUCAGCUCAAGAAAAGAUUAAAGAGAAGGAAUUUGAGAACGACGACGCAGUCAUUUAAUAAUUCUUCGCUGAAUAACUCGGAGAAUUCGAAUAUGUCUCAAGGUAAUUCGCGACAGUCCAGGGCUCGAAAGGCCAAAGGCAAAAUAGCCCGUAAGAAGCCCAAGAAAACCAUACGUAUCAACGGGCUCGAUUUGCUGCAUAGUCAAACGCUGCUCAGCACAUCGCCUCAAGCCAUUGGUAAGAAAUUACCUCCUCCUCCGGGCUGCGUUGACCAGCAAUUCACGUCUUUGACAGCGGUAGCCGCUGCCACCGUUCCAUUGCAUAGCGAAUUGCCUCCAGCCAAAGGAGAUACUCCUUACGCGUUGCAAGUUCUGCUCGAUUUAUACAGAGAACAAUUUUUGGCCAUGGUUGAUUUCAUGAAGACGGACAAAUUCAGGCAGAACAUCGAGGCUCAAAUAGCCGCCGAAAGGGAACGUAAUCAGAGAUUGAAUUCGAGAACGGAGCAGCUCGAUAAGCAAAUCAAUCUGUUGAUUGAGGACAGCGUAGGUCUGCUUAAGACUAGAAUGACUGAGCUGGGUAUUAAUUCCGGAUACUAUACUAAGGAUUUGCUCGGUAAAGCGAAAGAAAUCAUUUUCCGACAUCGUGAACUCCAAGCUAAGGCGUUGAAAUUGCAGUCGAAGGUGGCCUCACUCGAAGACAAACACGUCAAACUGGUAGAUAAGUGCAAACAAGAAGAAGCAGUGGUAGCAGCCUCUGCUGCCGCAGCCGCUGCCGCCGCCGCCGCCGCUGUGGCUGUCAAGCCAAUAGCCUCAUCGGCAGCUUCAGUGAACGUGAUGCCAACGACGGCUAUCUCGACGGCAAUUUCAACUCCGGCUCCGGUAACGACGACGUCGAGUAACGCCAACAAGAUGAAUAACGGUCAUCAAGACCACGAAGAAAUGACCGACAAUAUUCUUAAAGAGAUCCAAGUCACCCUCGAAGAACGUAAAAGGCUGCAGAAUCGUGUAUCGAAGUACGAAAAAGGUAUUCAAGACUUGGUCGACCAUCGAGCACCUCAGAUGCAAAAUGCAAAUGGUAAAAUAACGUCAGAAAUGAGGAAUCCGAUCCCACCUUCAGCUACAGCGACGACUCCAGGCACCUACCCAGGUCACCAUAACAGCAGCAGCAACAACAGCAGUAGUAGUAGUGGCAAGCAUCACAGCAGUAGCGGUAGCAGCGGUGGUCGUAAAUCACGCGGCGAGCUGCGUAGUAAAAAUCAAGAAUGGCCGGAAAUUCCGGAUAUCGAAAAAAUCGACGAAAAGAAUCCGGAAAUCUUAGCCAUGAAGAUAUUAGAAAGCGGUCGACAAAUCGAGGCGAAUAAGAUGAAGUACAACAUGGAAUCUUCGUCAUCGGUACCGCGCUCCCAUUCCGGCCGCAACGUUAUGAAGGUUCCGGCCGCAGAUCGAAGUUACCCGGCGACAGCCGCAGCUAAAGCUACGCCGACAUCAAUGUACCCCGCAGCAUCGACCGGUGGCAGCGCAUCUUCGGCGGCCAGCUCAGAAGGAGCGCUCAAAGUAGCCAUGUUCGAAGACAGAAUCAAAAAUAUCAUAACGAGCGCGCUCAACGAAGAUACGAAAAACGCCGGCAGCGCCGCAGCAGGUGUCGGAAUCGCCUCGUCGUAUCGAAAUCAAGACACGUGGCCCGGUGCGAAUAAAUCGGCAUCGGCUAUGAUGGCCGCAGCGGCCGGAGGUUUCGACCCGAACUGCGUCAACGACCUGAAAGGCAACGCUCCCACCAUCUCGAUACCGGAUUAUACUCAAGUAUCGCCGGCCAAAUUGGCCUUAAGAAGGCAUCUGAGUCAAGAAAAAAUUGCGCCAGUUGGCGCUCCUCUUCCUAACGCUAUGCAGCAACAGCAGCAACAACAACAGCAACAGCAGCAACAACCGUCCAAUUUCAUCGGUACUCGAACCAUAGGCGACUUGGUCAGCAGCGAGAUCGAACGAUCGUUCAAUAAAGUUGUACCGAUUUGUGUGAAUAACUCGACGUCUACGCCGGCGGCGUCCAGCGGGGCUGAAAGCCUCAUUCAAAAGAACCUAGUAGCGUACUCGUCGGCGGCCACCAAACAAGAAAAUACGUACACGAGUCAGUAUCCAAGCGGUGGAGGCAGCUCGGCCAAAAAUUCGAGAUCGUCUGUUCUAUAUUCCACCUCGAAUUCUCAGAAAUCUGUUCCCUACGCUAAGUACCCCAACGUGGCUUUACCUAGAACCGAAAUGAAACCGUACCACGAGUCGUACUUCACCGAUAUGAAACCUCCUACCAAAGAAGAACCUGUUGAAGGGUUGGCAGCAUCGCUCCAAGACCGAAUUUUCAACGGGUUCGGUUCGAACGGCGCUCCCUCGAACGCACCCAACGACGAGCAAGAUUACCGUAGCCGAAAUUCAUCGAACGCUUCGAGCCCAGCGAUGGGCUCAUCGCAACAGUUACCAACGAAUAUGGCUUACGAAAUAAAAACCGAACCCGGUAUCCACCUUAAUAAAAGAUCCAGCUCGCCUAAUACGCUGAAUAAAUUGCCAUUCAAAAAGCAAUGCACGUCGAACGACUAUAACGAAGGAGCUAGUGACAAGUGGCAAGAGGUGAGUCGCGGCUUCGAUCGUAUGAUAGAAUUCGUCUCGACCGAGCUAGACAAACAGCAGCAAAAAGACCACCGUCAUCACUCGAUCAUCGAGAGUGAGGCCGGUAAAUGCGUCCUGAACAUGGUACCGACGGGCCCCAGCAGCGAUACGUUGCUGAUUGGAGGUGGCGCCGGCGGAGGAAUCAGCUGUAACACGAGUCCGGACAGCGGUGUAGACUUGAGUAGCGAGCCAGGGUGCUCGAAUCCGCCACCUUCUUUGCGCCGGGCAGAUUCGCCUCCGGUGCUGGACGGUCCGCCAAGAACGCCUUCGCCGUGCUCGCCCAGUCCGCCAGUGUUACCAUAUAGUCCGGCUCCGUUGGACGGUCCGUACAGUCCGGUACCGUCUUCGAGUCCGCCUCCGGCGUUGCAGCCGUCGACUACCGAUAUCAACGCCAAGUACCAGCGCGAGGAUAGACAUUUCAAGAAGAAGUUUUUCCAUCAUAAUAAAGGCAAAUUCCGUCCCAAAGGUAAAGGCUGGGAGUGGCAGAGGAUGACCGAGACCGAGUGGUAUUGAGCGCACAUUCCAGAUGAGCGUUUCGUUUUGAUCGACGAUCGACGUGUUAGUACGUUCUAGACUAGUAGAUUUAUCAUUUUUUUUUCUUUUUACAUAGAGUUACAUUUUUAUUUUUUCUGUUUUUGUUUCAUUUUUCCUUUUGUUUUCCGAUUUUCUUCCUUUUUUUCUGUCUAUACGACUGAUACUCUACGAGUACGUCGAUUUACUAUACUGUUGUCUAAGUAUAUUUUUCCCGACGAUUUUUAAGAUAAUGUGGUACAUCGCCGAAGGUGAUGGGUACGUUUGAACGCGAAAGGAGCUUUGGUCUUAGACCGAGGUGACUUUUCGAACGUGGUGUUUUUGGGAAUUUUUUAUACACUGUUUUUUCGUUUUGUUUUUCGUAAAUUUUGGUAUCUUAACGGUCUUUUUUUCAAGAUGUGCGGGGAAUCGACCGAUAAUACGGGGUUUAGACCGGAUUUAUUCCAACUUGAAAAUGAGGAUUUUUUGGAGAGCGGGGAAAUGUACUCGAAAUUUGGAGAUAUUUAAUAUUGCCAGGUUUCUAAAAUUCAAUUUUUUUUUGUUCGUUUGAAUGAAUCUUUUUUGGGUUUGAUUUGACUUGGAGUUGAAAAAAAAGACAGGUCUCGAAAAAUAAGUAUGUUCGUGAAAUUUCUAUGCUAUGAAUAGAAACGAAACGAAACUUAUCAAAAUGUUGACUCAAAUUUGAGGUUCAAUGAGCUGAAAGGGUCUUAAUUGAGAAACUGUCUCGAAUAGAUGUCUCAAGUUGAAAUAAAGAAAUCAGAAUCUGUUGUGCAGGUUUCAAAAAUGAUGUUUUUGGUGGAAAAAUUUCAAAUUUCCAACUUUUUGAAAAAUUAUAUUCGAAAUUUGAGUCAUACAUAUUUUUAUUUUUUAUUUCAAGAUCGUAUCUUUUUUUUAGCCCUAUCAACCCCCCCCCCUCUUCAAUCGUUUGAAAGGAAGAACGUAUCAUUUUCAUGAAAUAAAACCAGCCCCCCAUCCCUCCAUCCACUCUUGAUUGAAAACAAAUUACUCUAGAAAAUUAUUUUCGAAUGAUUCCUAAAAAAGAAGUCAUUUUCUGAGAUUUUUAGCAGUCUGAUAGGUCCUGAAAAUGUUCUGCAUUUCACAAAGUUUUGUUUAAAAUCGAAAAAAUAGCUAAAAAUUGCUGCAUUUGGCUGAAAAGUCUUGUACCUAGUUUUCAUCGAAAAACAAGAGUUGAUUAUUUUUUAUCUCAUUAUUGUUUAAAGUGAAAAAAAUUCAGAUUUUAUGCUUUAAAAAAAUGGUAAAAAUAUCAAUUUGUGAAACCAGUUCUGACUUGAGGGAGAAUAUCAUUCCCUUCUUCAGAAAAUAGGGGGAAAAUUAAUCAUUUCAAAAAAUAAUUAGUAUUGAGUUGAAAGGUUUCGAAUUCGAAAUUUUGGCCGAUUUUUGUAAGAAAGGGAUGAAAAAUUGUCUUGCAUUUUGAGAAAACGAACGAAAAUUGCCUUCACGAUUUUCUGUUCUGAAUGGAUCGUUCUCUUUUAGAAAGGAAUAUCUCGGAAGGCCUUUUUUUUUCGUUUUACGAAUUGGAAUACAUUUUUUUUCAAGUUAUUUCAAGUUUGAAAAAAAUUUGAAUUUUUUUUUAAUUUUUGGAAAAAUUGGAAACUUUUUUGUUUCUUUGGUAAAAUUGAAAAUUGUUUGAAAUUUUUGGAGAAAUGGAGGCUUUUUUCUUCCUCUUGGAUUCGUGUGCAGGUUUUUGAUUAAAUUAUUAAAUUUUGUAUUUCUUACAAAAUUUUCAUCUAUGUAUUUUUUUUUCAAAUUUUAAAUUUAAAAAAAAUAUAUUUGUCAACAGGUUUUUUCAAAAACCACAAGUUGGAAGCCAUCAAAAUUUCCAAAAUCAAUCAUCAUGUUUGGAAUUUUUUUUUCAAUCAAAGGUAAUCCUUCUUGGAGAAAAAAGCCAAAGCUCUGUAUUAUUGGUCGAUUCUCGCAUAUUUUUGUAAAAGGAAACAAACUAAUUCUCGACAUAUUCCGGACUAUUUUCGUUUCGCCCUCGUGUAAUGUAACCGUAUAACUUAUGACUUUCUGACGAUAGUGAAUUUAUGGUGAAUUUUUCGCUCCCCUUCAACAACAAUAAUGAAAGGGAAAAUCGCCUAAAUCAACUUCUUAGGCGUGAAUUUUCAAUCAAAAAAUGCUCUUUGAAAAAAAACCUAUGUUCUUUAUCUCGAUGAUUCGAUUUAUUUUUGUAAGAACGAUGUGUUCAUACGAUAAAAGAUGAGUACCUGGUUACUCGCUCACGCCAUUUUUGACGUAUUAUUUAAUAUAUUUUAUUAUAUUUGCCUUAAUGUGUGUAUUAUCUCCAUCUACCUACGUCGUUGAUUGGAGAACCCUCCUAAAGACAUGAAAAAAAAAAACUUCGGUAUCGAAUCAUCGGUCGUCAAAUACUAAUUUUGUGUUCAUAGUAAAGACUUUUCAUUCGUUAAGUGAGUAAGACGCGUGUAACUGUACGAGUAACACUAAUCUAUUAUGCUAAUGAGACUACGUACCUGCGAGUUAAUUGAAAAAAUUAAAAAAAAAUUGUGUUUGUAUAGUAAAGUAAUUUGUAAUGUACAAAAAAAGUACCUACCUAAUAUCUUAUGUAUUUAUUUAAAAAUUUUCGUGUACAAUACCUUGCUAAUUGAGAAGGUUAUUUUAAAUAAUAUCGAUAUAUGAAAAAAAAGAUCUCUACUACAAAAUUUUAGAAUUUUAAUGUAUAAAUUUUUAACGUUGUUUUUAGUACUCUUAAUACUGUACCUACGUGUUUUCUUCGCUGUUUUCUUUUUCCUCCACCCUGUAUCUUUCGUUUUUCUCCCCCUCCUUCUUUGUAUAAUUAUUAUUCUCUUUAUCUUGGCAUAUUUUAAAUUGAUAUUUUACGAAUGUACCUAUUUAUUUGAUUUUUUUUGUUUUUAAAUUGAAAAAAGACGUAACUUAUAUCGAUUGUUACGACGAGUAAUGCAAUUAAUUUUUAUUAUAAGCUUCGUUGUGUUCAAAGGGUUAGAUCCUGUAAUUUUUUCUAGACCGUUUCAUCUUUAUAGUAGGUUUAUUUAGAGGGAAGGGUGGGGAUUGGUACCGAUGCCGCGUUUAUUCAAGAACAAAAUUUCUUCGUUGCUCGAGAUGAAAAUCGAGGAGGGUUUUUUGGAAAAGGGAAUUGAAGAAAUAAGUAGCUAAAUGAUACUUUUGUUAGGGAAUUUAAAACUGAGGUGUGUUGAAGUAUGUGAGGAUGAUACAAGAUGUUGAUUGAUAGACUGAGGCCAUUUUAUUUUAAAAUCUCGUAUCGUGUGGCAAUUUUUCGAAUCAAUGUUCACCUUCGCACUGCCAUAUUAUAAUAUCGUAAAAUAAUCGUCGCGUGUGCAAGUGUAAUGGUCGUAUUUUGGUUUCGGGAUCGGGAGUAAAAUAAAUUCACUGCCACAAUAAUAAAUUUGUCAAAGGUGAGAUGUGAGGUGGCUGCGGCGAAUUCUCAAAGGUCGGGAUGUUUAAAAUAAGAAUAAAAUUUCCUUAUCAUCGGUCUGUUUAUGCUUAAGUUACCUGUGCUGUAUUGUCGUACGUAGUGAUGCAUUUUUUUCUUUUGUUUUUAAUUGUAAUAAAUUAAUUUUUUCCUGUAUCGCGACGAUGGAAGUCGAUGACUGGUACAUCGACCAAGUCGAAGAUACGCGUACAAUAUCGUAUCCUGGCCCAACAGAUACGAUAUACCUAUGUAGAUGCUUAAGGGAUGCGUUUAUAAAAAAAAAAAAUGAUUUCUUUUUUAGCGUAUUACCAAAUAGUGUUAUUGUGUAAUCUUUGUAUAUAUUUUUACUGCCAGAUUACUUUUUGUUAUUGCGGUUGAGAGAGAAUUGUACACUGUACAGAUGAGUUAGUGAUGCUGAUCGUGGUUCGAAAUAAUGUAUUAUCGUACCAUAUAGUUGAAGUGUACUGUACACUCACCAUUGUGUUCUAAAUAAUGAUGUUAUUUACUACUAUUUUCCACGAGAUCAUAUUCAAUGUCACCAUCCCUUUUUAUAAUUUCGUUUUUUUUCCUCUUUCCCCCCUAUUUUUUUUUUUUUGAGUUUCCUUUAUUAUUUCUUUUUUUUUUGUGGAGUGACCAAGAGAGUAGGUUUUUUCUUUUUCAUUUUUUCGCUUUGUAAACAUGUCUUUUUAUUAAGAUGUUGCAGUAUUGAUGUUCAUGUAAGUGUUGGACGUUGUUAUAAUAAAUAAUGAUUAAUUGAA
Planococcus citri (citrus mealybug) is the source of this 9153-nucleotide messenger RNA. RefSeq names its product histone-lysine N-methyltransferase, H3 lysine-79 specific-like. The record is from RefSeq and is a predicted model, not a curated record. The transcript is spliced from 17 exons. Gene Ontology annotation, biological process: DNA damage checkpoint signaling; DNA repair; regulation of transcription regulatory region DNA binding. Gene Ontology annotation, cellular component: nucleus. Gene Ontology annotation, molecular function: histone H3K79 methyltransferase activity. NCBI's taxonomy places the organism in Eukaryota, Metazoa, Arthropoda, Insecta, Hemiptera, Pseudococcidae. Bases 292 to 4947 code for a protein of 1551 amino acids.